UGUUGUCUUCCGCCACCAGAGUUCACGUGGAGCAGCGUGAGGAUUCCUGUACCUGCCGGCAGUAAAGACACAAAAUGACGCAGUUAGACGGAGUAGUAAAACCCAAGACAAAGCGCUCAAAGCGCUUCUUGGAGAGCAGAGCACCCAAGCUGACGGAGGAUGUGAAGACCACCAUGAUUAUGAAAGGAGGGAACACCAGUCAGACGGUCACACAGGCCCUCAAAGACAUAUAUUCCCUGAAGAAGCCCAAUGCUGUACUAUACAAAAAAAAGAACAUUACUCGGCCGUUUGAGGACUCAACAUCACUGGAGUUUUUCUCCAAGAAGACAGACUGCUCUUUGUUUCUGUUUGGCUCCCACAACAAGAAACGGCCCAAUAACUUCAUAUUUGGUCGUCUGUUUGACUUCCACGUGCUCGAUAUGAUUGAACUUGGAAUUGAGAAGUACAUCUCCCUGAGUGACAUUAAGAACAGUAAAUGUCCUGAAGGCACCAAACCAAUGCUCGUGUUUGCAGGGGAAGCUUUUGACACAGACAACGACCACAAACGUUUGAAGAGCCUUUUCAUAGACUUCUUCAGAGGUCCCACAGUGUCUGCAGUUCGUCUGGCAGGUUUAGAACAUGUUCUGCACUUCACUGCCCUGGAAGGGAAAAUCUACAUGCGCAGCUACAGGUGUCUGUUGAAGAAGUCUGGUUGUCGGACGCCGCGGAUUGAGCUAGAAGAGAUCGGGCCGUCAUUUGACUUUGUCCUCAGAAGAACACAUCUGGCUUCAGAUGACCUGUACAAAUUAGCUCAUAGACAGCCAAAGGCCCUGAAGCCCAAGAAGAAGAAGAACAUUUCCCACGAUGCCUUCGGUACCAAGUUUGGCCGAGUGCACAUGCAGAAGCAGGACCUGUCCAAGCUGCAAACACGGAAGAUGAAGGGCCUGAAGAAGAGGAGGGGGGAAGUGGUCGUUGAAGAGCAGGACGUACAGGCACCCAAAGUGGCCAAAGUGGAGAGCUGAGGCUGCUUUUGAUACAGAUUACUGUCCAGUACUGGUCCAGCUUCCGUCUCUGUCCAUCACGUUAGAGGACUGAUUGUGUGUUUGUCAUUGACAGCUUUUAUUGCUGAGGCAUCAGAGCAGCCACCGAACUAAGAAAUGCAGAUCUGUUAUUCCUUUCUCUAUUGUUCUUUUUCAUGUGACAUUCAGAUAUUCUUUUCUACGCAAACCCAAUGGACAUCGUGAAUAGUCUUACUCCAACAAACCUUAUCUGUUGCUGUCAUUAAGUCAUUAUUCUCGACACAUUUCAGUCAGGGUGAGUUAAUUUUUUACUGCAGUAAACUGGACUGUAUAAAAAAUUAAUUUCACUCACUGUAAGGGAAAUAAAACAGUCUCUAAACCACCUUUAGAGCUUCAAUAAAAGUGCUCACUGUUUAUGA
Messenger RNA from Stegastes partitus (bicolor damselfish), 1417 nucleotides. RefSeq names its product ribosome production factor 2 homolog (gene rpf2). Gene Ontology annotation, biological process: ribosomal large subunit assembly; maturation of LSU-rRNA from tricistronic rRNA transcript (SSU-rRNA, 5.8S rRNA, LSU-rRNA). Gene Ontology annotation, molecular function: rRNA binding. The transcript has 10 exons. The record is from RefSeq and is a predicted model, not a curated record. NCBI's taxonomy places the organism in Eukaryota, Metazoa, Chordata, Actinopteri, Pomacentridae. Gene Ontology annotation, cellular component: nucleolus. The coding region runs from base 75 to 1001 and encodes 308 amino acids.